Messenger RNA from Trypanosoma brucei brucei TREU927, 1434 nucleotides. RefSeq names its product variant surface glycoprotein. The coding region runs from base 1 to 1434 and encodes 477 amino acids. The record is from RefSeq and is a predicted model, not a curated record. The transcript has a single exon. Gene Ontology annotation, biological process: symbiont-mediated evasion of host immune response. Lineage: Eukaryota; Euglenozoa; Kinetoplastea; Trypanosomatida; Trypanosomatidae.
AUGCGUUCUUUACUUCAAAUAUUCUUAACUGUGGCGGCUUCUCUCGUGGCAGGAGCAGCGAUACAGAAAGCGGAGGCAGCGGCAGGUCAGGGCAUACACGAAGAAGAUUUUAAUCCUUUGUGUGCUGUAUCAGACGAGCUAAAAAAAUCAGAAGGUUACGCUAAACAUCUAAUAUCAGAACUUGACGCGGCGGCUUCAGUAGGAAUCAACCAGGCACUAAGACUCAAGAUAUAUGCCGAAACACUGUCUACUGCAACACAACGAACCAAGCUGAGGACCCUGGCCAACGCGUACAUAGACUACUGCAUAGCGGAAUUUACGGACACAGUCAACAACUGUCAAACGGCUCUGGGGUACACGGCAGCAACAAAUUACGUCGCAGCUGGUGUAGACGCGGUAAUGGAUCUUCUAAUCGGAGCGGAGGCGGGCGCAGCAGGCGCCAACGGCGCGUGCACUCGGACAGGCGACGCUACAUCGUCAACAGCAAAAACAAAGUCACAGCUAAAUGCGGCGUGCACGGAACGCUACAAAGCAGACCGACCACACAACCCAGCGAAGAAGCCAACAGCAGCAAACGUAAGACUGGCACCACGCAGCGGAACAGCGCUAACAUCGACCAACCACCAGACCUGUGCACUAACAAGCACGCAAAGUGACUGUCUUUUUCACAGCGGCCAUGUCAAUACAAGGACGAUCGAUUUCCUGGACGGCCUAGUGGGUUUAAAAAAGGACGGGCUAAAAACCAAGGCCUUUGACCCUUCUACGGCACAAGAGGCAACCCACCUUGCUCUUUUCACGGAAAAAACGGCACUGCAAACACUAAACGCGAUCGAAGGCAAAGCGGGUGCAGCCGCGGGCAACAAAAGUACGGAACAACUUGCAACACUGUCGACCCUAGCGAGCCGCGCAGCAGCAUCACAAGAAAAAAAAGACAGCGAAGGCGCAGAACUCAAAACCCAGGAAUUUGGCGACGCAGGCAGCAAAAUUAACCAAGCGUUGUGGCAUGUAGUGGAAAAAUUAGAGGUCGCAAAAGAAGCUUUACCAGAGGCUUCGGACAGAAAACUAGGUAGCAUCAACAGCUUCCAAGAAUUAACACGGGUUACGGGGUAUUAUGAAGCUCUAAAAGACCAGCAACUAGAAAAACUUCAAAAGCAGCUGACGGAGUUACAAGAAACUACCAAGAAGAAAUCAAAAACCCGGGAACAAAUUUGCAACGAAAAAAAAGAUGCCGAUACCUGCAAAGCUGACAAAAACUGCAAAUAUGACGAGACAAAAAAAGAAGAACCGCAAUGCGUAUUGAGUGACAAGGGUAAACAAGCAGCGAAAGAAGCAGAAAGUCAUGCUGAAAAAGUUGGAAAAACCACAAUCAUCACAGGAAACAAUUGUUUUGUCAUUCAUAAGGCACCCCUUUUGUUUGCAUUUUUGCUUCUAUGA